UAAACAACGACGAGCACAGUCAGACGCUAAGCGACUCAGUCCUUUAAUAAUAAUCACAAUAAAACACAUCUACCGCUGGUUACCUCUGUCCUAUCCUAAUGAAGGACUUUCGCCCUGACUGACUUUGGGAGAUGGGGAUACUCAACAUAACAGACCAGCCUCCACUGGUCCAGGCCAUAUUUAACCGAAAUGCAGAAGAAGUUCAAUCGCUGUUGCACAAAAAGGAAGAAGUCAAUGCACUGGACCAUGAACGCCGCACGCCUCUGCACGCCGCUGCUUGUCUGGGCGACGUUCACAUAAUGGACCUCCUCAUCAAUUCAGGUGCUAGUGUUAAUGCAAAGGACCAUGUGUGGCUGACGCCUCUGCACCGGGCAGCUGCCUCCCGCAAUGAAAGGGCUGUGGGGCUGCUGUUGCGGCAGGGUGCCGAGGUGAACGCCCGGGACAAGUACUGGCAGACGGCACUGCACGUGGCAGCUGCCAACCGCGCCACCAGGUGCGCCGAGGCCCUACUACCCCAGCUGAGCAGCCUGAACGUGGCAGACCGCAUGGGCCGGACAGCGCUGCACCAUGCCGCCCACAGCGGCUACCUGGAGAUGGUGAAGUUGCUGCUGAACAAAGGGGCCAAUCUGAGUGCCAGCGAUAAGAAGGAGAGGCAGCCCAUCCACUGGGCAGCCUACCUGGGGCAUUUGGAGGUGGUGAAGCUCCUGGUGUCUCGGAGUGCGGACACAGCCUGCAAGGACAAGCGGGGCUACACGCCCCUACACGCUGCCGCUGCCAGCGGCCAGAUAGACGUGGUGAAGUACCUCCUCCGACUGGGGGCUGAGAUUGAUGAGCCCAACGCUUUUGGGAACACGGCGCUGCACGUGGCCUGUUACACCGGCCAGGAGGCGGUGGCCAACGAGCUGGUGAACCGUGGCGCCAAUGUCAACCAGCCCAACCAGCGCGGAUACACCCCGCUGCACCUGGCAGCCGUGUCCACCAACGGGGCGCUCUGCUUGGAGCUACUGGUCAACAACGGGGCCGACGUCAACAUGCAGAGCAAAGACGGGAAGAGCCCCCUGCACAUGGCUGCCAUUCACGGACGCUUCACUCGCUCCCAGAUCCUCAUCCAAAAUGGUGGGGAGAUCGACUGUGUGGAUAAAUAUGGCAAUACUCCUCUUCAUGUUGCUGCUAAGUAUGGCCAUGAGCUGCUCAUCAGCACCCUGAUGACCAAUGGCGCUGACACGGCCAGGCAGGGGAUCCAUGGCAUGUUCCCCUUGCACCUAGCGGUGCUCUACGGGUUCUCAGACUGUUGUCGCAAGUUACUCUCCUCAGGUCAGCUGUACAGCAUUGUGUCGUCUCUGAGCAAUGAGCACGUGCUCUCAGCUGGGUUUGACAUAAACACCCCGGACAACCUGGGGAGGACCUGUCUACACGCUGCUGCUUCAGGAGGAAAUGUUGAAUGUCUUAACCUGCUUUUGAGCAGCGGCGCCGACCUGAGUAAGAAGGACAAAUUGGGAAGGACCCCCUUGCACUAUGCGGCAGCCAAUGGGGGCUACCAGUGCAGCGUGGCCUUGGUGCGCGCCGGGGCUGAGGUGAACGAGCCCGACGGCAGAGGCUGCUCCCCGCUGCACUACGCUGCUGCCUCCCAAGCCUUCCGCCGGGUGGACCGACAUUACUCUGGGAGCCAGCCAACUGAGGAGGAGAAGGCAAAGGAGGCCUCUCUCUGCCUGGAGCAUUUGCUGGACAAUGGUGCGGACCCAGCUGUGCGCAACGCCAGCGGCUACACUGCAGUUCACUAUGCAGCUGCACAUGGCAACAAGCAGAACCUGGAACAGCUCCUGGAAAUGUCUUUCAACUGCCUGGGAGACGUGGAGAGCAGCGCCCCCAUCAGCCCGCUGCACUUAGCUGCCUACAACGGCCACUGUGAGGCACUGCGCGUGCUGGCGGAGACCCUGGUGAACCUGGAUGUGCGUGACUGUGGCGGACGCACCGCGCUGUACGUGGCCACGCAGCGGGGACACGGCGCCUGCGUGGAGGUGCUGCUCGCCCAGGGCGCCUCCCGCCUGCUGAAGGAGCGCCGCCGCAAGUGGAGCCCCGCGCAUGUCGCAGCUGCUUACGGCCACACAGACUGUCUGCAGGCGCUGAUGGACAGCGGGGAGCGGGACAACGUCCCUGAUGUCAUUGAUGCCAUGGGACAAACCCCGUUGAUGUUGGCCGUCUUGGGUAGCCACACGAGCUGCGUGAGCCUCCUGCUGGAGCGGGAAGCCACACCAGAUGCGGGUGACAAGUGGGGCAGGACAGCCCUUCAUCGGGCGGCGGUGGUGGGCUGUGAGGACUGUGUACUGGCCCUACUGGAGCACGAAGCCUAUGUGCUGUGCCGGGACAUCCGGGGUCGCACCCCCCUGCACCUGGCAGCCUCUUGUGGGCACACAGAGAUCUUGGUCUGCCUGCUGCAGGCUGCCGCCCGUACUGACCCCCUGGACCCUCUGCUGGACUACAGUGGGUACAGCCCCCUGCACUGGGCUGCCUACCAUGGGCAUGAAGACUGUUUGGAAGUUUUACUUGAACACAAACCAUUUAGUAUCCAGGAAGGCAAUCCUUUCACUGCACUGCACUGCGCUCUCAUCCGUGGCCACGAUGCCGUUGCUGAGCUUCUAGUCGAGACCUUGGGCUCCCAGCUGGUCAACAUCCGAGAUGCCAAAGGAAGAUCCCCGCUGCAUGCCGCUGCCUUUGCGGAGAGCGUGCCAGGGCUACAGCUGGUGCUGCGCCGAGGCGCAGAGGUCAACACCGUGGACCACGCCGGGCGCUCGGCCCUCAUGGUGGCUGCCGACCGAGGCCAGACUGCAGCUGUGGAGUUUCUGUUGCACCGCACCAAGAUUGACCUCUCCCUGCUGGACAUGAACAAGAAUACUGCCCUUCACCUGGCCUGCAGCAAGGGUCAUGAGAAGUGUGCCCUGCUGAUCCUGGGCGAGAUCCACAGUUCGUCCCUCAUCAAUGCGACGAACAGCGCGCUGCAGAUGCCCCUGCACAUUGCUGCACGGAAUGGCCUCGCCUCUGUGGUGCAGGCGCUGCUCAGCCGAGGGGCCACGGUGCUGGCAGUGGACGGGGAGGGUCACACCCCAGCCUUGGCCUGUGCCCCCAACAAGGACGUGGCUGACUGCCUGGCCCUGAUUCUGUCUACCAUGAAGCCUUUUCCUCCCAAAGAGCCCGCCGGCGCCACCUUCAGCCUCAACCUGCUGAAGCACUGCGGUAUCACUGCAGCCUGCAGUCCCAUGCCCAACGGCAACCUGCGCCAUGGCAACCUUCGCCACGGUUAUGCCAAGGAGCGUCACGGUGCCGUCGGGGUGGAUGGCUGCUUCUCCGAGUGAAGCCCGCUGCCCUCUACCCGCCACUCCACCCUUCCGACCCCCAUCUGAAACCUGUUCCCUCCACCGCCCUUGGUGAUGCCUGCUGUAGGUGUGUGCGUGAGAGAGAGAGAGAAACACCCUCAGGGGUGCAGCCAGCCGGAUGCCAUUGCAGCCUCCCUCUGUCUCCUCAUUCUGCCCUUCUUGGUGGGUCCUGCUCAUCAUGGAGCACUGUGGUCCCACCCGAAGCUCAGCAAUGGGUUGACGCGGGCAGGAGAGCCCAUGCUUCUUGAGCUCUGAGGGAGGUUCCUGGCAAAUCCUCCUUUGGGGUUGGCUGCCCUGCUGUGGUCUUGGGUCUCGAGAGAGCAGCGUGUAAAGAGCCGCACAACGGCAUGUGUGGGGCAGGCGGCCCGCAGCCAUGGUUAUGCUGUGAAUGCAGAUGUGACCCAUCACUGGUGGGGGGGGGGGGGGGGGGAGAGAGCUGUCACCCAUGGGGGGAGGGAUCCUGAGGAGCCUAAAAAACCUGUGGUUAGACCCUUUUGAAGUGUUGGGGGGGAGGGCAGUGAUGUCACAUGGGGUACCUUGGUCCAUCUUAGACUGUAGGCGGUCCAAAACUGUAAGGGUUUUUUUUGGGUUUGAGUUGGGUGGGGGUGGGUGUUGGGAUGAUAACCUUCUGUAAUAAUUCCUCUCCAAAAAUCCCCCCAGCCCUGCUGGUUUUCCCUUUUGAUAAUCCUUUUUUUUUUUAAAGAGAACAAUUCUAGUGUUUAGUACUGAAGCGAGCUGACAUGCGUCAGACAGGAAGCGCACACUUUGAACCCAGGCCGGAGCACAGGGAUCUUUAGCUCCAGCAAACCGCAGCAGCACCUCGCAGCACUUGCCAACCAUGAUAUGAUAGCAAUUAGCCUCAAAUUUGUCUCUUUUUACGCAUGAGACCUUUUACAGUCUUGAUGGCACUUUUAGAAUUUGCACAAAUUGUGGAUAAGGGUUGUUUUAUUUUUUAUUUUUCUUAAGCUUUUCCAUGUAGCUGCUAAAUUUCAUCUUUCAUUUCAUAAAUUUAAGCGCUUUUGCUCCACAUUUUUGAAUCACAAUAACUCAUCUUCAUAUUUUGCUUUUGUGGUGCCUUUUUAAGAUAUUGAUAUUUUUUUUGAAUAAAUUGUUUGCACUUUUUUUCUUGUCAGAGGGUAAAACUAAUUGUUUUGGUAUGAGACUGUCACUUAGUCCGAAAUCUAGUUGUUUUUGAAGCUGGAUUGCUGAUGUGUUUACAUAACCAAAGGUUGUAUUAGUACUAGGAAACUUGCUUUUAACUGGUGUACUGACCAGACAGCCAUACUAAACUGAGAUCAACAUGUUCUCCAAAGUUGCUUUGGGUAGUUUUAUCAAGAUAAACGUGUUCUCAGUCAUCCAUCACUUUGCACAAAACCCUCCACGUUUCCAUUGAAUUCUUAAACAAGGGUUUGUAAGUGUGAUACUGGCCUAGAGCCUGUAUUAGCAACACAUGCAAGCUGCUUUAAAUAUAGCGCCCUCUGCUGGUGAAUGAAUUCGGCCAAAGUGGAGUUGUGCCCAUGAGGCUACAGGUCCAAAUCCUAGGAGGAAUCGUUGACUGGGGAUAGCUGUCCAGCUUGUUCAAUUCAUUUAAGAAAUAUAAGCAUGUAGCUGCUUGGGAAUGCAUUCUGAGAAAUGAAAUGUGCUGGCUGUGAUAGGUAGCCUGAAGAGAAGCAAUUAGUUCAUAUUUCAUACCUCGGGGGCAAACAGUCACCAUGCUGUUUGCCCUUUUAUUUAGCUAUAACCUGCAUCUUAUAUAUACUUGACAGAAAUAUUUAAUGACCUCUGUUACUACCAUGCAACCUGUCUGCUGUGCAUUCUGAUGGCCUGGCGCUUGUCGAUACCUCACAGGUACAGACUGAACUGGGGGAAAAAUAUGUAAAAAAAAAUAUAUAUAUAUAAUUAAAAAAGACUCCCCCACUCAGUGAAACUUGCCCAUUGACUGAUGCAGAAUGUGCUGCCCUACCCCAUCUUACGAGCUGCUGCUUUCAGAACAAGGGACUGUAGAUGCUGUCUGCUUAUUGUAGCUCUACGGCUCCACCUACCAGCCGUUGUGCACAAUAAUAGCUACAUUUUGAAGUUUCUUAAUGUAGAAAACUGCCGGUGGAAAGGUACCAUGCCAUCUGCUUUGUAUUACUUGAAUUUUUUUCCCAGUGUUAUUCAUAGUCUUAAUGAUUGGAUCACUGUGUGUCUAUCUGUGCAAGCUUGUAUGACCUAAUUCCAGUUCUAAUAAGGUGUUCACCAAAAAAUAAUAGGGUUUCCAUAUGCAAUUUUGUUAGUCAGCAAAUUAUUGAAAUUAAGUAGUGUUAAAGUACAUUGGUAUUAAGCAUCUGUAAUUAGCAUUAUUAAAUGGAAUUAGUGUAAUUAGCUCACUCAACCUUGUAGCUGUAAACUCUAAACAUUUGCACUAAGUCUGCAUGGUAUAUUGAGCCAUCUUAAGUUGUAUUCUCCAUUUCUCAGCAUGAAUGGUUUUCUUGUAUCUCGUCUAGUAUGGCUGACCUCUGGCACUGAGAGCAGACUGAAAUUUAUCGUUAAAUUGCUCCUUUGUUCCUGAAUUUUGAAGCAGUUUUUUUCUUUAAAAAAAAAAGGACAAUCAGUACUGUAAGGGCUUUUUGUUUUGUGGUUUUUGUUGUUUGUUUCUAUCCAAAAAAAACAAAAUCAUUACGUCAUGGUAUUCCACAAAAGUAAUGGAGUGUCUCAGGCCUGUGAUUCAAAGUGACUACGCUUGUUUGUUCCUUUUAACCAAAAACAAAGCAAACCACCUGUCGUGACUGUUUACACUAAAAUGCUUUUGUUCAAUCUGCUAUUCCUUAUGCUUAAUUGGAUUGGAUUUUAUAAUCGCCCGUAGUAUUCUUCAGUCGCAUUACUUAUUCAGCUCAUACCUAGAAUUGUUCUCUCUUCACCCUCGUACUGUUGUGGCAAAGACACAGCAGAUGGCUUUUGAAAAAAAUAAAAAAUACAUGGUCAAACAUGGUAAUCGCUUGGGAAUUAGUGGUAGGCAGGCUGUUCUGGCGCCAAUAGCACAUUUCUUUGAUUCUUCUAAGUAAUAAGUAGUAAGAUGAGGAAUCAUUUUUGCAUUUUUAUUAAAAAUUUGUCACUUGACGAUUUGGUUCCUAAUCAGAUUCAAAAGUCGGCCUGGGAAGGAACUGACUGUGGGUGGGGGAUUAGCAAAGCUUCUCAUGCACCCAGGUGUGGCCAGUACUGGUGUUUGACAAAGCUCUUUUAUUUAGCAGUUUGAAGCCUUUAAAGACAAGCUUAAUAUCUUCUACAUUUUGGGGAAUAGCCAAUGCCAGAAGCAGCAGCAUUGUUAUUCCCCUUUCUGUAUGGUACUACAUGUGCUGAAAAUGAUUGUAUUGAGCUACCUAACUUUUUAUUAUUUUUUUUGUUUUCUGAACCCCCCCCCCCCCCCCAACCCGCCAUUGUGAUGAUGACAUCACAUAAUCAAGCCAUUAGAUAAUGCUGAUGUUAAGCUUUUCUCAAGCAGAAUAAGGGCGAUGUCGUCUCCCCCUUAGCUCAGUACCUUUGUAACCUUGCAUUCUCAGUGGCUUUUUUUAUUCUAAGUAAUUUCCUCAUAGGUUCGUUUGAGUGGCUGGGCAAAAAGCCGUCCCCCCCUUUAAAGAGAGCCGUCCCCUGUAGGUGUCGACCGGGAACAUGGGGGGUCGUCACGGGCUAUAUGGGGAAAGGCCGUCGUCGCCCUCUGCUUAUUCCCCCCCUCCCCCGAUUUCACUGACUUCGUUUACAAGUUUGGAGCAUUGAUCCAUGCAGUUUCUGGGGCUAUGGGAUGCCAGAGAGCUUUUUAGAGUAACCUAUGAAUAAACGAGUAAAAAAAAAAAAAUGAUAAAUUAAAAAAAAAGCAAAAUCCAAAAAAAAAUAAAAAAAUCUGUAAACAAACAUAAUACAGUUCCACUCAGCCCUGAUCCAAAGCACUUGUUUAAAUGAUUAAGCACUUUUAUAUGUUUAAUAUCUAUAUAUGUAUUUACAUGUGCGUGCACACGUAUGUGCGCGACGUGUGUUAUAUAUGUAGAUAUUAAAAAUAGGAGCUUGAGCUGGUGACUUGUAACCGUUUUGCAGGGGAGAAACUGGCAAAACUAACUGCUUCUCUUGUGAUCGAUCAACAAAGGGAACCGGCAUAGACGGCGCGCACGGGGGGGUGUGCGCGUCCCAGAUCGUGCGUGUGCACACACGUGUGCGUAGCACAAAUACAUUACACGGUGUAUUUGCACUGCCAUUCAUUUCAUGAGUUGCCAAAAAACAAAAAUGAAAAGUAAUCAUGAAUUAGAUACUGUGGGUGAGACAUAUAAAUGGACAACUCUGCUGAGCCAUGAAGUAAAACUCACUUAAACUGAAUGUAUAGUCCUUAAUUUGUGCGUAUUGAGUCGUUGAGUAAUGAUCAGCUUUGUGGCCCCCUCACGGGAUUGGCUGGCUGGGAAAAUACAGAGAUGGGGCGGGGCUUUUCAUUAUAACCAUUCAAAGCUGACUGUUUCAUGUGGAAUACCGCACCUUGUCAAGCUAUGGUGUGUGUGUGUGUGUACGCAUGCGUGCGCGCCUCUAGAUGCACAUCCUCUGUGUUUGAGUCACUGCAGGCUUUUAUCAGAGGUUAGAUGAAUGAACAGUGUUAUGCAUGUAAAAUAUGGUGCAACUGGACCACCCCAAUCCUGCGGAUGCUGCUGUUUCUUUUUCCUCAUCACUUUGUGUGUACCAAUCUGUGAUCUGUACCAAUGAACUAUUGGAGGAAGCUGCAGACUGGUUUCCUGUGCUGCCAUUGUUGAGAAUCAGCUUGUCAAUGUCCUAAUAUGGCAUUGCUUGUUAAUGUCCUAAUAUGGCAUUACAAUAGUCCCACACCUAUCAUUGGCUCUGUGAGAACUGGACACCAUUGAAAUUCUACAAAUUAAAUGCACCCUGCUGUAGGAGUUGUAAAAUUGCCUUCACAGUUUUAGUCAUUGUGUUUUGUCAUGCCUUAACCUUUCUUGUGUUAUGAAAUGCACCUUAAGGAUUUGGCAUUAAUCAGAUUAUUAUAAUUGCCUGUAAAUGAGUCCUGCAUUGAUUCAAACAGAAUGGACAGUCUUUGUUGCUCUGAAGUGGACCUGCAAAAAUACGGGGUCGCGAUGGACUCUUGGGGUUGGAGGAAAGCUAACUGUUAGUGGGUGGUGCAACUUGACAGGUUAUGAAUGCGUGUUUGGGGCACAACUGAGCGAUUUUGUUUGUGUGUAUUGUUCGUAUGUGGGCCCAGGAAGCUUUCUGUGAGUAUGGACCAUAGGGUCAUGACAGUGCCCAGUGAUGCAAGGUGGUAGCUUACGUGUCCAGGUUUUUAUUGCACAAAUGAAUGGAGGACUGGGAAUGAGAAGUAAGACCAGUGUCCAAAAGGCAAUGCAGGAAGGCAGAAGAUGGGAAGAAGCUGCCGUCAGUUAAUGCACCUCCUUUAAAUGAAGUUUGAGUUGAUUCAUUAGCACUGCUCACAGGAUGUCUAAGCUAGGUAUGGGGGGGAGGUUCUGCAGCUCACUGUUGUAGAAAAACUGGAACAGGUGGUCAGAUGUAAAUGAGCUGACAUGCUUGGAAGAAGAUGAAUGUGGUGGAGAGGGCAAAGUCUCUAGCACUUGUGUGUUUUUAUUGUAGCUGUGGCUGUAGUAUUUGUGUGUUGCUGGUAGCGUAUUGAUGCCAGCCAAGGCGUCAGUCUGCUCGGAGAAUGUUCCAUUUACCUCCUUGGGCAUACGUGUCCCUAUUACUUGAAGCAUCCAUCUAAGGCAAUAGUAAAAGUAAUCCCAUUUACGUUUUCAUUCCCAGUGAACCUUUGCCUUAAAUCGGGCGACACCGUGGAAGUUUACCACAGGCAGGAGUGCCUAAGACUAUUGUUUUGUACGCUGAGUUGGACGUCUGCACUCGGCAGAUCAUGCGUCAAAUGGAAGUGAUCAGACUGUAGUGUCUGCGCUUACACCUAUUUGGUAGCACAGGACUGACAAUUGCCUUGUAAUAUACCAUCUGUAAUAUAAUUGUACUCCAGACUUUUGUGAAAUGUAAAAUUUUAAAAACUCUAUAUUAACCUUCGGAAAUGAGAUGUCAGUGUUUCUAAGUGUGUUCAGCCAGUUCAGAACAUCUCUCUGCGACAUCUUUCCCUUUCCUUUACAACUGGUGCUGUUUUGCUGUGGUUGCCGGGUGGCUUUUAGCCUUUUUGUUAUGAUAAUUUUUAAUUCUGUUAACCUCGAUGGCACUGCUGAGGCGGUCCCUCGGCUCUGAGACCGGGUGGCCCCGUAGACGGUGUUAUCGGUGGGGUGGCUGGUGAGGAUAUGUUCUGUUAGCUGGCGUUUGGGGAGCCGGGCAGCUUCGCUUUCGCCUCUGUCUGCCCGGGCUGCCCACUCAGCCCUGGUCCAGCUUGGUCCAAAGCUCAAUCUUUACGUUAAUGCCUUUCUUCCUGUUCCUUCAGAAUCUCUCUUCACAAUCCCCUGAGCAGCUGGUCACCCACACUACGCUCGGGUAAAUUGUUCUAGGCUCUACUGACAGUUAACAUUUAUCUCUACACGAGGGACAGUGUGUGUGUGCGCUUUCAAAUAUGUUCAGAUGGCUUCACAAUCUGAAUGCUUUCUUGUCCUUCAUAGUUAUUUGGCAAGCAACACUCACUUUUUUUCUUUGAAAUUAUUAUUUACAUUUUUGUGAAUUGCUUAGGUAGUUGUACCACCAGUUUAAUGAUUUCAUUGUGGACGGACAUGGCAGACCGGCCAUCUUCCACAACCUCAGAGGAAUGUCUGCACUGCUAUAGCCUGACAUGACGAGAGACCCUGAUCUUACCUCAGUAACAGUCCGUUAUUGUCAAGGGAGAUGUCUCUGCCAGACUGAAAUAACUCACAGAUGUUUGUGUGUAAAAUGUACAUGCGCAUAUAUCUGACAAAUGCUAAAACGCGUAUGCAGUAAUACAGUACUAUAUAACUUUUGAGGAUGAAUCGUGACUAAGUGGAUUUACUAAUGGCCACGUCUGUACCUUUUUUGUUAAUGCUGUUGAAUCAAGGAAAGCCUUAUUGGCCACUAAGUGAAUAAUCCAUUGUAGAGUUCUAGUGUAUGCCCUUUAAAUGUAACCUUUUUUAAGAACUAUGCAGGAUUUUUUUGUUCUUCAAAUUAUCUAAUUGGUUGUAACAUCAGAGUUUUAAGAAUAAUUAGACCGAUUAAAAACCAACUCAAAUCUAACUGUGAGGCAAGUCCAUUUACUAGUUCCCUAUUUGACAAUGCCCCUCCCCCCAAUUGUCUUAUUGGUACUACAUACUGUGUCUUUAUAGGAAAUGUCGCAACUCCCAACAGCCUUUAAUCCGUCUAAAUUGUAUUUUUAAUACUACGUGAACCCAUGUGAUGGUGUUGAACACAUGGAUUGGUGCCUUUUUAUUUUUUACUCAUUUUUGAAUACAUGCAUCAGUGCAUGGUCUUCCAUUAAUACCUCUCAAAAGCCUUAUUAAAAUAGACACACUUAAAAAUGAUGAAGGGCACAUUUCAGAGUUUUUGCUAUUAAGAGUUGCGAACGACUGCUGUGAGACAUUUCCUGGAAACGCCCCCCUCCGCCAAGUCUAUGCCACACUGAGUUUAAAACUGAAAUUGAGACAAGCCCUUGUUCUGUGAUCACACGUUUAGCUUCCCGUUCUCCAUUCCAGUCACCGCGGUCCAUCGGAUCUUGGGUGUCUUCGUUAAGGGGUGGAGAUUUGAAAGCACAAAUCCAAAGGGGCUCACACUCGUCUAGUUUCCCUUCGGUUUGUCACUGAUAGAUCACUGCUGCUGGAAUCCCUCUGGUCCUGCCAUGUUGUCCCUCCUAAGUAGCUACUUUUCCUCUCUAACUGAAUGACUAGACUACAAUAAGUGCUUUUGAUGUAUUUCACUUGACAUUUCAAGUACACCGACCACACCGGAAGAGCAAUAUUUAACGCCGUAUUAGUGCAAUGCUAUGUGGAGUGGUUCAUGAUUUCUAGGGACGGCUAGCCUAACAUCAGACUACUCUUGAUGACCGUUCGUAUCACAAAAUUGUUGGCCUUCAUUCUGUGGCUUCUACAGUGAAGGAGAAUAUGAAAGCCAGUUACAAAUGACACGGUCAGUUGCAUGGGCGUGUGUCAUCACAAUUACUCCUGCAUCCAUGCACCCAAAGUAAUCAUUUUUUCGAACUUUGCAGUUAAAGAUCAUCAUUCUCCUUUAGUUGGAUUAUGGUAUCCAUAAGAGGGACCUACUGAAAUAAAGAGCAGCUCCUGCAGUACUUAUCUUGGUCUGCUGUGCAGGAAAGCCAGUCUUGUGUGGAAUUACAGGGCACAGCCAUGCCAUGGGGGGGAGUGUAAUUUAAGACGAUUUGAUAUAGGUUUAUCGGUGUCUGGGUCAGUGUUCCUUUUUUUUUUUUUUAAUUCCACUGUAAAUUUCAGCCUAGCCCUAAGAUAAACCUAGGGGGCAUUCAUAUUUUAAGAUGCAUUUGUGCACUUGCAUUGGAAGUGGUGUGUAAGAAGGUAUGGGAUGCUUGUUUUAGCCAAAAAUAUAAUUGUAAUGAGGAUAAUUUUGUUUAUACAAGUUAUGACUGGGAUGUACUCCCGUUGUGAAGUUUGGCACUCGGUGUUUGUUCUCGCUUGGUGCUGUAGCUGUGUGUCCUGUUCUGCAUCUGUGUCCUUUGUAGUGUGUGUCAGUGUAGUUAAAUCGGAAGUCUUCUACAGAGUGAUGGCAUGAUUCACCACCCCUGUUUCCUCCAGAUAUCCUUUUGAAUGGGUUUGAAUGGGUAGUUGUGCAAUAAUUUCACACUCUACCACACUGCAGGUCCCCUACAGAUACGUGGCAUUGUUUCAAAAAUCCCCUUCAAGACAGGGCACUGGAUGUGACAUGCACUGAAAUGUAGGUAACAGUUUGCAGCCGCUGUCUUGGGCGUCGUAGCUGGAUGUGUUAACAGUGGCACUAAUUUUAACUCCAAUUUCAUGCAAAUGACUUGAUUAUUUGGUCCGAGGUGAAGCAGACAGUGUGUUGUUUAAAUUUUAUAUUGGCCAGUGCUUAAAUGUUUAAAAUCCCAAGCAUUUUGGCUCCAGCUAGGUUAACAAGAAUACUUGCAAUAUAUGCCUGCAACCCCCCCCCCCCCCCCCCCCGCCCCAAAGAAGUAGCAGCUCUGUGAUAAUCUGUUUACUUAAAACGCAUGGUUUUGCUAAUUCUCAAAUGUAGCUGGCCUCUGAGAAUAAAGUACAGCUUCAGAUACUGCUUUUCUCAUGAGCCCUACACACGCACACGCAUAUUUUAUCAUACCUCGAUUACAGUAGUGAUAUCACUGCACAGGGUACAUGCUCAAGUCCAGGGAAAAGUGGUAGCCUGGUGUGGCUGUCCUGUCAGCUGUGUCACAGCGUUCUGCGGCCUGUGCAGUGAUGGCAGAAUGUUCUAUGCAGGUUCUGAUUGCCCUGCCUUUUGCGUGGAAUUUCACCUCCGCUCAAUACCUCCUGAGUGGCUGGGGUCUGUGUUUUUGUCCUUUAUUGGGGGGCGGGUUAAGGAGAUUAGUUGAGGCUGGAGCACAGAGCUGACCGGCAGAGAUGGUUCUCUCUUGUCCUUUGGUGAUUUAGUGUUUCCCAUCCUGCCACAGUGUACUUGACCUUAGGUUUCUCUUCGUCUAAGCUUGGAUUUCAAAGAGCAGGAGCUCCACUGAUGAGGAUUGUUCAUUAUUUAAUUGCCUUCCUUCUGUAUGUGUCUGCUCAUGUGGGACACAGGGUCAACAGAACUUCUGCAUCUUGUAUGUCGUUGUUGUUGUUAACCUCUUACUCUACUGACCUCAGUCAAGUCCUUUUGCAAAUGGAACCUUGUGGAUUCUCAUCAAAGUGGGUUGCAAUGCAAAGAUUGCUGCAUCGUAUAUCUGAAUAACCUUUUGUUUGUAGUUAUUAAAAAAUGGUUUCCCUGUGUCAAUUUCAAGUGCUUUAGAACAUUGCUGUACUGUGGUGGUGGGGGGGGCGGGGGGAGGGGGGGGGUGAUGCGCGUGAGCAUAAGUGUGUAAGUGUAGGGGCAGACGCCCCAUUGAUGAAGACAUAUCAUCUGGAACAGGGUGCACAUUCAACCAAGGCAACUAAGCUGCUCUUUGAGUAGCACAGUGACACAAGUCUCUCCCUCUUUCCAGAGGUGUGUCCAUGGGCUUGAUUUCCCAGUUUACAGUAUUGUCACGUGUCUGUACAGUCCCAUGACUGUGGUUUCCAUUUGGGAACAGGAACUACAUUCCCUUUGAGAGAGAAAAAUUUGCUGUUUGCUUAGAAUUGAAAAUAGAUUAAAAUUAGAAUAUCAUUUGGGUUUUAAAAUGUUUUAAGAGGUUAGUCAAUUGCAGUUUUUCGGUGUGAUUUUUAUGUUGUAGUCUCAAUGACCUAGUAAUUUAAGUACUAAAACUUGUAGACUGAAGGGCUUUCAUUAGCUUGAAACUAGGCAGAUUUCCUUUUUUUUAACUUUGUUUUUGCUUGUUCCAUAUUUGUAACAGACCCAUACAAUGACCUCUAACCUACAGUGGCUUACUGGUCUGUAUCAUGAGCUUCAUUGUGCACUGUGGCCGACACAACAUACCGACUCUCUAACCAGCCUGGUCUCCUCAGUGUAAUGUCUCGGUAUGCUGUCCCCCCACCCCCACCCUCUCUCGUCUUCCCCCUCCUGCUCCUCCACUUAUUGUCUUUGUGUGCUAACAGGGUCGAAGGUCCAAAAAGGGAAUUUGAAUCAACAUUAUGCUGUGUGCACACUGUUACAGGGUGCAGUUUCAUCGUUUUAAUCGUGCAAUGUGUGGGCUGGCCGAGGCCCUGCAGUUCUUACCCGCGGCUUACAUGUUUCACAGUAGCAUGUCGGUGUAUGGUCUGUAGUUGGCCUGAAGUAAAAUACUAGCUUGCAUGAGCUGCUGGUUGGAGGCAUUUAAUUGCUAUUGGCUGGCAGCAAUCCCGUCAACCAAUGCGGGAGAUGAGAGGAAUAAGGUCAGUGGCUUGUGUUGACCAUCUUGCCUGAGACAUGAGAAAUGGACCUCAUGUCCAUUCGGAGGAAUAAUUUUUCAGCAAGGUGCUGGCCACCCCACUCAAUAGUGGUUGGUACCGCUGUUGAGAAAAGGAGAGACGGGAAUCUUUUUUUGCUUUUAUUUUUUUAACUUGCUUUAUUUUCUUAGCACUAAUCAUUGUCAUAUAUUUUUUGUAAAUAAGAGGUUAAGUUUCGGGACAUUGGGUAUCUGAGAGAGCCUGAAUUGCUACUGUAGAGCUGGUUAGAGGUAGCACCCAAAGCAUAUGUGUUUGUAUGUUGAAAGCAGGGUGUCCUUUAUCUAUCCUGAAUACCUCAUAGACAUAUCUGCAAAUACAAAUGGUUUAAGUGUAGGAAAUGCCAUCACCAGCAUGUAUCCGGGCCCUGAGCGAACAGCAGGACCAAUCUCAUCUCUCCUUUUCUAAACCACACCUAUUAGAUAAGAUAAACGCCUUUCACUGUUCAGAUGCUGUACACUUCAUCCUAUUAGUGAUCAUACUGAUUAUACUUAGAAGUAGUUUUAUUCUACCUCCAUAUAUUACAGCUCAAUGUAUCUAGCAGAUAUACACCUGUGUGGUGACAAAUCUAUAUAUGGAAAGUAUAUCAUUUUACCAUCUGCAAUGAAAAGGUGUGUGUGUGUGUGUGUGUGUGUGUAUAUCAUUUAAAUAUUUAUAAAUACAUAAAUAUAACAAUACCACUGGAAUGUGAAGCCAAACUGUAUUAUUUCUCUCUUAUGGUUCAACAGUAGCACAUACAUAAAACUUACAUCCAUCUUGCACAAUCUUUUGUCGAAACACCUGGUGUUUUCUUAACCACCCAUAUUAUAUUAUGUAUUGGAUAGGUACUAGACAUUGGCUGUCUCCACCACCCCCCUCACCUUUUCCUUUGAGAUAAAUGGUUGGGGGUAAUAGUAUGCCCCAUAACUUCUACUAUUGCACCUGAAAAAGUGUAGAUAUGAAGUUGAGCCAUACAGUUUGAUUCAAGUUUACAACUCUCAUGGCAUAUGACGGUGUGUGUGUGACACUUUGGCACAAAAGCAGCAAACGUGUGUGUGUGUGUGUGUGUGUGUGUGUAUGUGUGUGUGUGGUGCAGGGAGGUGUGCACAGCCGUGCAGAGGUCGUCUAAUCCAGCCUUACGUCUUCAAAAUGCCAGUCCAGCCAUUGUGUUCUGCUCAUUCUGCCCCAACCUCCUUCCAUGCCCACUUUGUUGUUGAAGCUAAGAACACUGGUGUAUGGGGGGCAACAUUACAGGUGGGAGGGGUGGCCUAGACAUUAUCCUCCCCCCUCCCCCAAUUUCCUGAGAGAGGAGAGUGGUUUGGGACACCCUUCCCUCCCCAUCCCAUGGGGGAAAAACACAAACCCUAAAGCCAUUCAUGACUUUAUGUGACAAUGCAAUCCUGAAAGCACUUUUGCCUUGUUAACUCAUUGUGUGAACUAGUGAACGGUUGUUUGUUACAAAAGGAUGUUACAUACCUGUAAAAAAAAAAAAAAAAAAAGUCAUGAUUUAAGGGAAAAAAAUCUGCAUUGUUCUUUGACAUUAAAAGAUACAAACUUACAGGCAUUCAACCUUUAUCUAUUUUAUACUCUGUAUGCUUCGGCCAAUGAGUCUUGUUAUUCAGUAUUGUGGCUUAGAAUUGGUUAUGUUUAAAUAAAGUGCUAUUGCUUAA
Molecule: messenger RNA, 15981 nt
Organism: Brienomyrus brachyistius
Lineage: Eukaryota; Metazoa; Chordata; Actinopteri; Osteoglossiformes; Mormyridae
Gene: ankrd52a
Product: ankyrin repeat domain 52a
Exons: 28
Coding region: 132-3350 (1072 amino acids)
Biological process (GO): protein localization to ciliary inversin compartment
Cellular component (GO): ciliary inversin compartment
Molecular function (GO): protein binding
Source: RefSeq, a predicted model, not a curated record